ACCCACAGGUUGAGAACCCCUGCUCUAGCUAAUUGAUGUAUAUAGUAAUAUUUUAGAUCAUGAGAUAAUCAUUGAACAAGAUUUUAUUUAUUUUUCUUGUGAAAGAAUUAUAUUUAACACAUAAUUCUUUGAAUAAAAUGAUACACCCAAUGAAUACAGUACAUUUUCUAGAAUUAUUUUGCACACUGCUGAUUAUUUACGUAUAUUAAUGUUAUAAUUAUCAAUAUACUACCUUACUACUAAAGGAGAUGUGAAGAAAGAGUUUUUCUGGAACAUAAAUAUGUAGCAAUGAAAACACCAGGCAGUUAUAUUUUAUUUUGCAUCUCUCACAUUGAAUAAAUAUAUUUGUUUGUCUCUCAACAGCAAGCUGUCAGUUAUAGCCAGCAUGAUGGUCCUAUCUGGAAUACUGUUUAUCAUUCUGUUCACUUUUCUUUUCUUUAUGCUGAGAACUUGGUUGAAAAAAAAAUCAAAAGUGUUUUAUGACAAUGAAGGAAAGAAAAAACGCUCCUUGGCAUUCUUUCAUCCUUACUGCAAUGCUGGAGGAGGUGGCGAGCGUGUUCUUUGGGUAGCUGUUCGUGCAAUUCAAAGAAGAUUUCCAAAUGUACAAUGUGUUGUGUAUACUGGUGACACAGAUGCUACACCAGCUGAAAUUUUAGAUAAAGCCAGACAAAGGUUCAACAUUGUUUUGCCUGGAAAUGUGGAGUUCAUUUAUCUGAAAUGUCGUGGCUGGGUGGAGGCAGUCAAGUAUCCAUAUUUUACACUUCUUGGACAGAGCAUUGGGUCUGUUUUCCUUGGAUUGGAGGCACUGUUUGCAUUUGUGCCUGAUGUUUACAUAGACACCAUGGGCUAUGCCUUCACCUUACCCCUAUUUAAAUUUCUAGGUGGAUGCCCAGUGGCAUGUUAUGUCCACUACCCUACAAUAUCAACUGACAUGUUGACCAGAGUCUCAGCAAGAGUUCAGGCCCAUAAUAAUGCAGAAUUUAUUUCUAGAAGUGUUUUACUGAGUUGGCUCAAAAUUAUGUACUACAGACUUUUUGCUUAUAUGUAUGGAGUAGCUGGGAAAAGGUCAAAGGUUGUUAUGGUCAAUUCCACCUGGACUUACGACCAUAUUGCAAGUUUGUGGAAAGUGCCAUCGAGAACACAUAUUGUAUAUCCACCUUGUGAUAUUUCAGAGUUUAUGAAAAUACCAUUGGUGAGUGAUGAGAGCAAACCAAAGCAGAUUUUAUCCCUCGGGCAGUUCCGUCCAGAGAAAGAUCACCCUAUGCAGAUAAAAGCCUUUCACAAAUUUUGUAUGGGUGUAAGUGAGAAAGAACGUUCAGUGUACAAGCUGGUUUUAGCUGGAAGCUGCAGAAAUGAAGAAGAUGUGACAAGGGUGAACAAUUUGAAAUCCCUUGCAAAGGAGUUGGAAAUAGAGCAAAUGGUAGAGUUUCGACUGAACAUACCAUUCUCUGAACUAAAACAGCUAUUGGAAAGCUCAUUAAUUUCUAUACAUACCAUGUGGAAUGAGCAUUUUGGCAUCUGUGUAGUUGAGGCUAUGGCAGCUGGCACAGUAAUGUUAGCCCACAACUCUGGAGGACCCAAAAUGGACAUAGUAAUAAAUCAUAAUGGAGAACCAACAGGAUUUCUAGCUUCUGAUGCCAGCAGUUACUCAGAAGCUAUCAAAACUAUUUUUAACAUGACACCAUCAGAGAGGCUGGCUCUAAGACAAAAUGCUAGAAACUCUUUAUCACGAUUUUCUGAGGAGGAAUUCGAAAAUGCUUUUAUUUCAUUAUGUGAACAAUUACUUGAUGAAAGAAAUGUUUCGUAAAUGUUUUUUAUUUGUGGAAGGAUAUUGUCCUAUUGUCCAAGUUAUAUUUUUCUUUAAUUACUGAUAACGAGGGGAAAACUUUUUUAUUUAAACAUUUCUAUGUAUUGAAAUUCUAUCAAAAUGAGUAUAGAACAGAAUAGAGUAUCAAUUCAACAAGACAACAAAAUCUCCUGCUCCUGAGCCCAUGUGCAUGUACAGGUUCAUAAUAAAGAAUGCUUAGGUCAAAUAGUUGAAAUAGUAUGCAUUAAAAAAAAUUGCAAAGCAUAUAAAUUCAUUAUUAUAUUCAAUACCAGUACUCUAUUACAAAAUGGAAAUGUAAAAGAAAUUGCAUUUAUUGUCAACAAAGAUUAUAUUUUUUAGAUAACUUGAAAUUUUAGUUUCCUUCAUUAUUUGCUUAGGCCUAUGUUGGCAUUUCUGUAGUAUCUAUGACUUAAUAGUUUCUUAUUUGUCUUUAAUCACCUGGCUCCUGAGAGUUCCUAACAUUGUAUAAGGAAAGUAGAAACAAAUUCACAUUGUGUUAGCCAAAUCUUUUUUUUUUUUCUUCUAUCUCUGAAAGAAUUGAUGAUGUCAGGGCAAAAUUGGGAACAAAAUGAGUCUAUUUUUGUGUCAUUAUAUCAGAUAAUUUUUUAUAAUUAUUAUUUCCAUGGUUAAAAAUUUGCAUUCUAAAAUUUCAUUACUAUUACCAUAUCUUAUUUUGAAUUAGAAGCAACUUAAUAUGCCAAAUGUUAAGGGGGUGAACACUACUCAUUUAAAUUCUGAUAUUUUGAAAACAAAAACCUUUAAUAUUUAUUUUUUUUUAGUAAAAUUAUGUAACAUUGUAUUCUUAAAAAUUGUCAUUUUGAACUGACUAGACUUUGACUACACAUCAGAUUAAGCUCAGUCUGUUUGAAAUGAAAAUAUAAUUAUAAUUUAUUCUUCGAAAAUACAUUGAGAGAAUAAAAAACUUUUGAUGUUCAUUCUGGAAAAUUUGGGCUCAAGAUGGCAAAUAUUCAAUUAAAGUUGUUGAAAACAUAUAUAUCAAUAUAGAUUCCACAGUAAGACAUCCGUUUAUAACACACUAAGACUUAGAAAUAAAUAUUAAUAAAAUGACGAAUAAUAACUUACAACUUAAAAAGGAAGAGUUUUGUAGCUCUUAGAUUUUUAAAACGUUAUGUUUAUAGCAGGAAGGCUAUUAGACUUAUUGGUUGACCACCAGGUUGACUGUGAAUAUUGCCUUGAUAGUUAUAUAAGUUGACACAUGAGUGCUAUUGAUAUUUUUAAAAUAUCUAAUAUAUUGUGGCUGUAUUGUAUAUAGUCCACUAAUUUCAAUCCUUUAAUAGUUGACAUUGUAUUUAUUAUUUGGAUGUUAUGUUGGUCAAAUAUAUUGUCAUUAUAACAGUAAA
Molecule: messenger RNA, 3189 nt
Organism: Biomphalaria glabrata
Lineage: Eukaryota; Metazoa; Mollusca; Gastropoda; Planorbidae
Product: GDP-Man:Man(3)GlcNAc(2)-PP-Dol alpha-1,2-mannosyltransferase-like
Exons: 3
Coding region: 386-1807 (473 amino acids)
Biological process (GO): protein N-linked glycosylation
Cellular component (GO): endoplasmic reticulum membrane
Molecular function (GO): GDP-Man:Man(3)GlcNAc(2)-PP-Dol alpha-1,2-mannosyltransferase activity
Source: RefSeq, a predicted model, not a curated record